Messenger RNA from Pungitius pungitius (ninespine stickleback), 2169 nucleotides. It is a transcript of the gene wbp2, whose product is annotated as WW domain binding protein 2. The coding region runs from base 198 to 989 and encodes 263 amino acids. The record is from RefSeq and is a predicted model, not a curated record. Gene Ontology annotation, cellular component: nucleus. NCBI's taxonomy places the organism in Eukaryota, Metazoa, Chordata, Actinopteri, Perciformes, Gasterosteidae. Gene Ontology annotation, biological process: positive regulation of DNA-templated transcription. The transcript is spliced from 8 exons. Gene Ontology annotation, molecular function: chromatin DNA binding; transcription coactivator activity.
GUCACGCUAUGAGCGUGUCACGUGAAUGGCGGAAGGACAGGUGCAACCUCACAACCAAGCAGAAUUUUCACAACAACCGUUAUCAACGCAGACAGAAACGCGACCGAGGCCGCAGACAGGCCCGUAGACCCGCCUUCUGGUAGAGGAACACGACCGUUCAUCUUUCUGCCGUCGGGAGAGUCUGGAGGCCGGUCGACAUGACUCUGAACCAGAACAACUCGGAGUCCGGCGGAGUCAUCAUCAACAACAGCGAAAGUGUGUUGAUGAACUACGAUAACGUGGAGCUUGUCUUCUGUGAUGCGGACAGUCUGCCGGAAGCCUUCAGAAAGAGCAAGAAAGGCAGCAUCUACCUAACUCCAUACAGGGUGAUCUUUCUGGCUAAAGGGCGGGACGCACUGCAGUCCUUCAUGAUGCCCUUCUACCUUAUAAAGGGCUGUGAGAUAAAGCAACCUGUAUUGGGAGCCAAUUACAUCAAGGGCACUGUCAACUCUGAGCCUGGAGGUGGCUGGGAGGGCACUGCUAUGUUCAAACUCAUCUUUGCUGCUGGAGGAGCUAUAGAGUUUGGCCAGUACAUGCUGCAGGUUGCCGCACAGGCAUCAAGAGGUCAGCCAGUGACUUCUGGGAUUGGUGGAUGCCCUUACAUGGCUAAUGGGGCUUAUGCCUACCCUCCUCCCCCUGCUAACGGGAUGUACCCCGCUGGACCUCCCCCCGGCUACUCCUACCCCAACCCUCCUCCACCGGGUGGAUUCUACCCCAACCCUCCAGCGUUUGAUGCGUCUGCAGCCUACAUACCCCCACCUCCUUAUUCUGCUCCUCUAGGCCAGCAGCCCCCACAUGACCCAGACCUUCCCUCCUCAGCAGCAGCGGAGGCCAAAGCAGCUGAAGCAGCUGCAAGCGCCAGUGGUGCCACACACGCUCCUACACAUGUGUACCUGCCACAGGACAAGCCUCCCCCCUACUCCCCUCCUGAAGACAAGAAGAACCAGUAGACCGGCCGGAUCUCCGUCUCUUGUUCCCUCGGCCAACGUGGACACCCGCCCUCCCCCUUGUCACCUUCCGAAUCAUUCCUCGUGGCUUCACCUUCUCAUCCUCUACCUUUCACAUUUGGUUUUAAUUAUUCAUGAAUUGGGAUGGGUUUCAUUCCCUUCAGAGCACACUUUGUGGUGGAAAUGGGACGAGUUGGUAGCAAUCUUUGAGGGAAACAAGUCUGGAUUUAGAGGCUAUGUGGUUGAGUAAACAUGUUUUUUUAGCAUUCAAUUUGCCUUGCAGCUGUCUCGAGAAUCAUACCGCCACCCGAAACUUCAGAUUCAGUUACGACACUCACUUAUAUUUUUCUCUAUUCAAACUAGGAUGAAUCUUACCACGUUUACUUUGCUAGUGCAAGCUGAUUGCAGUGUUUUCAUUUUCUAUUAUUUGUUUGUACAGGCUUUUAAUAUUGUAGACUUUUUGAACAUGAGAUAUUUUCUCGAGAACACUAACCUAGAGGGAAAAACCAAACUUUUGUAAAGGGAGCGGAUUGCUUUGCCGUGUUUUAGUGGACGAGGGGAGCACAAAGAUUAGAGCAGCGGCGAGGCAGCGCAGUGAAUCCCUGAUCCUGGAUUAGAGCCGAGCGCGAGGGCAACCGGGGGGGGGGGGGGGGGGAUUAUCAGCAGAGCAGUUACCCAAUGAUGUCACUUCCUGUUUUUCUCAUGGCUCUAAACAAAUCGAGGGAAACAAAUGGUCAGACUCACCGUCAUUCUGCUUCACCUUUCAUUAUUUCUUAUAUUUAGAAAAAAUUUAGGAAAAUAAAGGCGCUUCUACUUUUCUGUGGUUGUGAUCUUUACUCCACAGUUGGAGGUUGGCCUUUAAAUCUGAUCUGAGCGCCCUCAGUAUCUGAGUAUCUACUCUUCCUUCCUCUCUAGUCACAUAUCUAUAUUCUGUAUCUGUGGCACAUCCGCGGCUGAUUCUUUGCACUCUCAGAAUGCUAUGUAUCGGGCUCCUGUUUGCUCUGUCAUGGCUGUGUGUAUUAUAAUAACAAUGAAGCUCUAUUUAUUUCAAACUAAUUUAUUGAAUAAUUCAUGUAAAAUGGCUCAAGUAACAAAAAACUAGUGCAUGUGUGCAUUGGAUUGGAUUUUAUUAAACAGAUGUUGAUUUAUGUGAAAAACAAGUUUCCUUUGCCUUUAUUUCCAC